UACACAUUUUAACCAGCGUGUUCAUUGAAAACGCUGCACGUUUUUUUUCCAUUGUAUUUUUACUGUAAUGACUAAACGUUGUGACAAGACAUCUUUAUGGACAUGCAAAUCUGGAAGUUUUUGUUGUAUUUGGUAUACUUUUCAAUCCCAACAGUUUCAGACGGGAGUGGCAGUGCGUGUGGAAUAAUUUCUGGCGAGAUAGCGUUGUACUGCCCAGUGACGCAUCACUGCUGUGACGCUACCUUACACACCUGUUGUGAUGAUGGCUUCGCUUGUCUCAGAGGUUUAUGUAUCAGCAUUGUCGUAACUAUCUUCAUAAUCAGCGGAAUUUGUUUCGUCAUCAUCUUCUUAAUUAUUGUCAAAGCUAUCAGAAAACGUCGUGUGUCAAAUGACACGAGAACAACACGAGGACUGAUUCAAAGGACAGAGGGUGCAGAUAACGUGAUUGUCUAUAAAUACUGUAAAUUCAUUCUUCUGGCCGUCAAAACGUUCUUCAAAAGAAUUCGGAAUAAAAUCAUUAAUUGAUUCCAGUCUAA
Magallana angulata is the source of this 536-nucleotide messenger RNA. RefSeq lists its product as uncharacterized. Lineage: Eukaryota; Metazoa; Mollusca; Bivalvia; Ostreida; Ostreidae. The record is from RefSeq and is a predicted model, not a curated record. The transcript has 4 exons. The coding region runs from base 97 to 525 and encodes 142 amino acids.